AUGCCGCCCGGCAACGCCACCGGGCCGGCUGCCGUGGCCUCAUCUGCUCCGGGGGCUCGCGCGUCGGCGCCCCAUGCUAUGAGGCCCCUGGGCUCCGCGCUCCUGAAGAGGUCGCGGGACUACGCCGUCGUGGACCAGUCGACUCUGUCGGCGAAGAAGAAGAGAGAGGGGGCGGCCGCAUCCUCGAAGGCCCAGCAGCCUAGCCUGGCCGCACCCCCUCCGGCGCAGAAAGGCGGUGAAGCCGCCCCUACUUCUCCUGAUCGGUCGUCCUCGCGAGGCCCAGCAAACCACCCUCAGGAGAAGGCGACCUCCUCGGCCAAGCCGGCUCUGGAGGCGCCCAUCUCCAGCUUGCCCGCGGAUGUUGCCGAGGCUCAGAAGCUCCCUGUUUCUCUUCCUGCCGUCAUCAGCUCGCAGGCCUUUGCCAGGACGCACCGCUAG
Molecule: messenger RNA, 438 nt
Organism: Aegilops tauschii subsp. strangulata
Lineage: Eukaryota; Viridiplantae; Streptophyta; Magnoliopsida; Poales; Poaceae
Source: RefSeq, a predicted model, not a curated record